Messenger RNA from Diorhabda carinulata, 752 nucleotides. RefSeq names its product 39S ribosomal protein L18, mitochondrial (gene mRpL18). The record is from RefSeq and is a predicted model, not a curated record. The transcript is spliced from 3 exons. Gene Ontology annotation, cellular component: ribosome; mitochondrion. Gene Ontology annotation, biological process: translation. The coding region runs from base 61 to 612 and encodes 183 amino acids. Gene Ontology annotation, molecular function: 5S rRNA binding; structural constituent of ribosome. NCBI's taxonomy places the organism in Eukaryota, Metazoa, Arthropoda, Insecta, Coleoptera, Chrysomelidae.
GUGAAUUAUUUUAACAAAUAGGUUAAGUAAUAAAAAGCUUCAUUGGAAAGUAACAAUAAAAUGUUUAAAAGUUAUAAUUUUAUUUGUUUAUUGAAUACUUUGAAACAGUGCAGAUUUGGUAGUACGACCCAAAGUGGUGGUAAAAAUGAAGUAGCAACUAUGUUGACAAAUAGAAAUCCUAGAAAUCUAGAACGAUUACGCAUAGGUUAUAAACCAGACGGAUAUCAUGUAGAUGCUUUAGGGAAACGUUAUUGGCACAAGUUGCAGCUCACUGCUUCAGGAAAAUACGUUAAAGCAUCAAUUGUUCACUUUCAGAAUGGGGAAGUACUUAGUGCAAAUACUUCUGAAUGGUGUAUUAAAAAGCAGCUUUAUAGAACUAUUGACACUAGUGCUUAUAUAAAUUUGGGAAGGGUUUUGGCACAGAGAUGCUUACAAUCUGGUUUAAUAGAAGUAGAAUGUUUUAUUAAAUCUAAAAAACCUGAUGAUAAAGUAGCGUUAUUUUUACAAGCCAUGCAAGAGGGUGGUGUAAGCCUAACUGAGCCUUCACAGUUCAAAGCUGCAAUGCCAUGGGAUCUUGAUAGACCUGAAAAACCAUGGGAAGUAACUGAAUAAUUAGUAGUUGAAAUAAAUUUAUUUAAAAAAUUUAUUUAUUAUUUUGCAUUAACAAAACCUCGCGUAUAUUUUCCAAUUAUUACUUAUAUAUUUAUAUUUACAAGUUGGUGAAAAUGAAUAUGCGAUUUCACACUAUAAAA